AUGGCUAUCCUUAGAGCAUUGUGCCUUGCCUUUCUUCUCUUUGUAGGGUUAGGUUUAGCUUCGGCUACAAGAACUCUUCUUGAUUAUGAUCCACGUACACGUCACUAUGGUUAUGAUCGUCCUAGUCCAAGAGUAGGGUAUGAUCCUGGCCAUCGUGAUGAAUCCUAUGAUAAUGCAUAUGGUGGAAGCUCUAGUAGAGGACAUGGAAUUGGAGAUUCCGCUCUUGGAGGUUCCGGAUACGAAGGUGGUGGAAGACGUGAUUAUGGAUAUGGGGAUCGAAAUGAUAAUCGUGGGGUUGGAUAUGGUAAUGGUGGUGGAUAUGGAGGUGUAGGAGGACAUGGUGAUGGUUAUGGUAACAAUGGUGGUGGAGGCUAUGGAGAUCGUUAUGGCCCUUCUCUUGGAGGUUCAGGAUAUGGAAGUGGAGGUAAAGGAAGUGACAACGGCUAUGACGAUCGUCAUUCUCAUGGAUAUGGAGGGCGUGACAAUGGCUAUGGAGAUUCACAUGGACAUGAAGGACGUGACAGUGGAUAUGGGAGUGGUGGAGGAGUUAGUGGUGGCUAUGGUAAUGGAGGAGUGCAUGGAGGAGAGUAUGAUAAUAGCAAAGGAAGUGGAGAAGAAGGAGGUUAUGAUGGUGGAUAUGCUGUCAAAAACUCCAUCUCAAAGGGGAAUUGA
Cucumis melo (muskmelon) is the source of this 672-nucleotide messenger RNA. Its product is annotated as glycine-rich cell wall structural protein 1.8-like. NCBI's taxonomy places the organism in Eukaryota, Viridiplantae, Streptophyta, Magnoliopsida, Cucurbitales, Cucurbitaceae. The coding region runs from base 1 to 672 and encodes 223 amino acids. The record is from RefSeq and is a predicted model, not a curated record. The transcript has a single exon.